UCGCAGACAGUGAAAGGAAAAGCAGUUGCUAUCCGGCUCUCGGUGCGAACUUGCUCUGUUGGUCGGUCUGGUGUUGGAUAUACUACGUGUUAUGAAAUUGUAAAUCUCCUAAAUAGGUCCAAAAGGAGCCUGAUGCCGAAGGUGUUGCAGUGUUUGUAGUGAUUCUUGAAACAUUUGCAGCCAAAAUGUCUCAACAAGCUCAUGGACGCCGCACGCAGGCAAGAUUGUUCAUCGCUGUCCUUUCAUGGUGCAUUUUGCAAGAUGCUUCAGCUCAGAUUGCCCUCACUUCGCCAUCAUCAACUUCUAUGACUCUAAGAUCAGGUGGUGGAAUUUUAGCACUUCCUCUUACAGGUCAUGCCCCAAAACAAGUAGCUUCCAGUCUUCUCACAAAACUGACCGAUCGUCAGUUACCUUCUCAACGCAGUGCGUCGACGAGGGAGAGUGAGAUCGCUGCAAUAUUUCGAGGAGUUGCGUAUGGAGCCCCUACAUUCUCUUCCAAUACAAGUACAUCAUCUACACCCGCAGCUCCUACUGAAAGUACUACCACAUCCACUUCUACUGCACCUCCAACAACAACUUCCUUCAUUAACAGUGUUCACGAUCCAGUCAGAUCGGAACUCAUGAGGCAUCAAAUAGAAAAGGAAAUUGAAUUUGUUAUGACAACUAGAACAGUUCCCAGUGUCAUUGAAGUGAAUGCUGAUUCAAUUCCAUAUGUUUUACAUGAGGAAGAUAGCUUUAGGGAUACCUCUUACCCACAUCGUACUCCAGACCCAUCCAUUCUGAACAAGGAUAUUGCCAAGUUUCCAACAGUACCAGCAAUAUCAGGAGAUACGUUAAUUGUGAAUAAAAACCAUGUUGGUGGUAUCAAAGGUGAAAAUGAUAUUUUUCCUAAAACCGAUGUUAAGUGGGCUUUAGGAGCUGCCUGGUGGAUACAUGUUUAUGUUUCUGCUGGUUUGUUCGCACUUACAGCUGCUGCUAGUCUUUGCUGUCUGGCACGAUUAUCUCCUGCAACUCAUUUGGUUUCCCGUCUUCGGUACAGAAUCCUGCUUGCCCUUGUGUUUUUAGCUGCUAUGCUACGAUGCCUACAUUUGUUCCAUGAUCCUUAUGGAAUUGAGAACCGUCUCCCAGAAUUCAUAACAGCUAUUAUUGAGGAGAUUAGUUGGCCAUGUUUGAUAGCUGCUGUAGCUGUUGUAGCACUAUCAUUGUAUCAGUCUAGUAGAUGUUCUCGAGUAUUCCCUAAAAGUUCACGUUUACCAUUUGCACUGGCAUUUUUUACCACAGCUCAUCUUAUUGUAUCUAUCACUGCUCAUCUUGUAGCUUCCUUAGUAGAAAAAUAUGCAUUUCCUUUGAGAAUAACAGCUCAGUCCCUUGCCGUGAUCUGGGGAAGCUUUGUGGGCUUUUGCAGUUUAUGGGCUGUCUGGAAAGUUGAGAGAUCUGCUGGAAGGUAUUCAGGCCAUCUGUUAGGCCGUCUCAACCGCUCAGCAACAGAUGACUUGGUGUCAUCUAGUCAACCAAACUCAACAGUAAAUCGUGGGGCUAUACUGAUCCUGGUAGCAGGUGGUGGACAAAUAAUGCUGUCUGCUUUGCACUUUUAUAUAAUGUUGGCACCUGUAUCACCAACAAAACACAUCUGGGUCUGGUGGGGUAGAGUCAGCAUGGCUCGUGGUCUAGAGCUUAUUAUCAGUAUUGCUGUUCUAGCAGGUGCAUUUAUUCUCACUUCUGGGAGACCAUCAAACAGUAAACAGGAUAGUACUAUAUUCUCUGUUCUCACAAGUUGUGGUAGAGAUAAUAAGAGUGUUAAGGGAGGACGAAGUGCUAAUGUUUUCCCAGUUCAAAAUGAGAAAAGACAGAUACUUGGAAGUUUCAAUUUUCACACAAGCAAACCAUCAGUGAAUGAUGGCAUCAAAAGAAUGCCAAUUGACUGGACUUAUACAACUCCCCGCUGUGCUAGUAAAAGUGGAACAAUGGACUCUGUUACCUCUGAUUUUCAGUUACUCUGGAAUCGUGACCGAACUCAGUCGGCAGCAGGCUUUAGGCCAUCAUCAAUGCUAGUCAACGAUAGUGGUUUUGUCAGAUUUCGAACCCAAGUGGACCCUGAACAACCCAUGGAUGAAGUAUUCAACAGAUCCUCCCUGAAUCUGCACAUUGCAUCAACACCAAUACAAUACAACAAUGUUCAUAAUUAUAGUACCCAAACCCUUCCAAAUAGUAGAUAUUAUUGUAAACCCAACACUGCUAGUCUGUCUUCACCAGAACGUACACCUCUAAGAAAUCCCAUUAGAGCUCAAACCGUUCGUGCCCAAAGAUCCAGGCCUGAUUACCUGCGCCACCAUAUGAGGAAUAGAACUAUGUCCCACUUAAGUAAUAAGCCUACAUGGACACCAGUUUCCUCAGCAAGUAAAUAUGAUGUUAGAACCCUAGAUAAAUAUGAAGUUGCCUCUUACUACAAUAACUCUAUUGCAUCCAAUGGCAGCAACAUGUACUCAACCCCACACACUGUGUCUCCAAGCCCACAAUAUUUACCUGCCCAUAGUGUUCAAAAUCAGCUACCUGAAGUGCAUGGAACUCCCCAUCUCUAUGAAGAAGCCAGGCAUUUAAAACCACCAUCUGCAGAAGGAAUAAGUGGUAUUCUGGAACCUAGCACUUGUUCAUCCCUAUCAGAAAUUCAUGUUGACUAUCUUACUGAUGUAUCAUCAUCAAAUGACUGCAUGAACCAGCACUCUUUACCCUACACUAAUUGCUCAAAGAGGGAUCAGAGUAUGCUUACCCUUCCCUUAAGCUCAACACACACUAGCUAUGCUCAAAGUCUCCCAACAUACACAGCACCCAUGGGAAGAACUCCCCCAUCACACCUGCCAGAUAUCACUCCCGACUCUGCUGUUAUCCUCGACUACUCCACUUCUGCUGAGACAGAAGAGGAGGCAGACAAAGACAGCAGAAACAAGUCCCUAGACUUGAUUAAGAUGAGUUCUAACUCUUUGAAUGAUGUGCUCAAAGGACAAGCCCGAGCUGGUCUUCUAAGUAAAAUUGUGGGGAAUAGUAUGAGUGUCAGCUGCUAUGGAUAUUCUCCUUUGGAUGUGGAGGACACAUCUUCACCCUCCCAAGAGGAUUCUUCCAUGACAAGAAUCCGUAAGGUGGCAUCCUCCACAGAUCUGGGCGAUGCCAAGGAGGUACCAAAGACACCAACCACACCUCCUGUUUAUAGUAAACCUCCUAAUACUGUAACUUCUCUUUAAUGUAAUCAUAGGCUCUGAUAUCAUAUAAAUCCGACUUUAAUUCAUUUGUACAUAUAUCAUAACAUAGUAACUUUUGCAUAUUCUUAUCAAAUGUUAUCAAUUUAGGAUGUAAGUCGUUAGGGGAACCUCAGGAAGUUUUGGAGUAUAUGAAAAAUGAUCUCACUUAUGCUUAGAUAUGAAAUAGAAAAUGCUAUAAUUGCUUGAUUGUAAUUAUUACUGAACAAUAUUAGCCAAAUUAUGUAAAUUAACAAGGUUUUUCCAGAAGUUUAAAAGAAUAUAUUUUUCCGUCUUAUUUUGGGACGAAUAAAUGAUGCAGUUUUUAUUCUGUCUUUUAGGUUUUCAUUCUUGUUCAGAGAAAAAGCGUUUCCCUAUAGCGCACUGAAAUAUGAUAAUUAAAAGCACAAGAUGUUAUUUACUGUAGAUUUUUAGUGGCUUUCAUUGUUUUGUGAAUACGUAAUUAUCUACGAAUUUUGUAAGUGCGUUUGUUUGACAGAAGGAGUUCAGGAAAGAAACAGAUUUCAUUAAUGUUUAUCUUAUUCAUUCAUGGGUGGAAUCUGCAAGUUUAUAUUAAGAGAUUUCUUUGAGAGUCAAGUAAGGAUUUAUUGAUUUAUUACACUGUUAUACACAAAUUCUUCUUGUAAAAUUUCAAUGUAAAAAUGUUUGCCGUCUAAUUUUGUUGUACCUUUUUAGUCGUAAGAUUUGUAUCCUUUCUGUCCUUACUGAAGAAAGCAAAUUGAGAUUGUAAAAGCAAAGAAAAAUUUACAAUAUUUAAGUAGCAUUCUCUUCAAUGGAACAUUAUAGUUUCGUUAAAAUGGAAAGUGAAUGUAAAUUAACAAUCUGAUAAUGGUGUGUUGUGAAAAUUGAUGUGGAAGUGCAUCUUGUGUAUAUUGUCAAUAAGAGUUAGCAGAGAGAAAUCAGUAUAGUUUGGUUUAAGGAGGCUGUGAUAUGUAUAAUAUAUUUUUAUAUGUGUAGAAUAUACAUUAUUGCUGUUUCAAGACAUGAUAUCUAGUCACUUUUUAAUAAAGUGA
Macrobrachium nipponense is the source of this 4264-nucleotide messenger RNA. RefSeq lists its product as uncharacterized. The coding region runs from base 186 to 3236 and encodes 1016 amino acids. The record is from RefSeq and is a predicted model, not a curated record. The transcript is spliced from 2 exons. NCBI's taxonomy places the organism in Eukaryota, Metazoa, Arthropoda, Malacostraca, Decapoda, Palaemonidae.